This is a messenger RNA of Xyrichtys novacula (pearly razorfish), 4065 nucleotides long. The record is from the annotation of a GenBank genome assembly. NCBI's taxonomy places the organism in Eukaryota, Metazoa, Chordata, Actinopteri, Labriformes, Labridae.
CUUCCGCUUUGUUGUUCACGUACACAAACGCUCUGGCGAUGACGUGUACACCCGAACAGCGUCAGCUAGUUUAGCUAGCCUAGCUACCUGUCAGAGAGGUAAGGUGAUCCAGCUAAAGAAACCUGUGGAGGAAAGUAUAAUAAUAAUAAAGAGAUUCGGCAUAACAAAGAAGAUGGAGGCGCUUUACCAUCAGACAAACAAGUGAGUGUGACUGUGAUUGAAGAAACAUACUGGUGCAGCUGUUUAAGCUAAUUACCAUCAAACUAACUGUAGCUGUUAUUGUAGCAAACCAUUCAAAACACAUUCAGAUUUUUCCUUAUGUAUAUUCUCAAAUAAGUAUUAAAUAGAGUUAGUUGUGGUUUUAAGAGAUGACCUAACAGUCGGGACCAUAUGUCCUCGAACCCCUCUUAAAGCUGUACUUUGUCCGCUACAGGCAGAUCCAGGAGGUUCACAGUCUUAUGGGGGGUCUGGAGAGGACGGAUCGAGAGUCAAUACACUGUAAGUAGUGAUUUGGACAUUGUUAUUUUAUGUGACUGUCAUAUUCUGCUCUCCUUUUGCUUUGAGUUUGAGUGCACCACCUCUUGUCCAUUUCCAUUAUAUAGGGGGGAGUGGGGUAAGUUGAGCCACCCCCUGUUGCUUGAAAAUGGUAAAAGAAAUUGAUGACAUAUAACCAAAUGUUAAGGAGAUGGGCAUCAAUUCAUGGAGUCUGUGAGGUUAGAAGCACAUGGGUGAAGGAGUUAGACAUUUACUUUCAAAAAAUCAUUUUUCACUCUUGACAAAACAGCUUUUAAGCAGUUAUAUGCAAUAAUAAUAAUAACAAAAAAUAAUUAUUGUACUAGUUGAAAAGCGUAUAAUAGAUAAAAAUACACAUGAAUGUGAAGAAGUGACUGUUAUUUAGGGAGAGAGAAGGGGAAGGGAGGGCUGGGGUGGAGAGUGUGGGAGUAGUAGGGAUGACUCAAUUUACCCCCUUCAUAUGACCAUAGGAGACCACCUUUUUUUUUGGCAUGCUAUAUUAUCAAGACAGUUCUGUUUACACUCAUUCUGUUGGUUUGCAGGGAUGCACAACAUCUUGAAAUAUAUGCAGAUACACUUAAGGAUGGGAAUCGGGAACCGGUUCAAUCAAUCGACAUCGUUUACUUUUCAUUUUAAUGAUUCCCUUGACGAUUCCUUUCUUCUAGUGGCUUUGGAAAACGGUCUUGUGAGAGGCAGUCUAUGCGGACAAGAACAGAGAGUUUGAGGAAAAAAACAUGGCAGAUGGUACGAAAAGUAGGCAGAAACGAUCUAAAGCGUGGCUUCAUUUUACUAAGAAAGACAACAAGGAAUUUUUUAUGGAAGUUUUGAGUUUGUGUAGCGUGGACUACCUGAGUUUGACGCAUGUAAAAAAACACUCGACCCGACCAGAAAAACCCUAAAAAUUUUGCACACAACUCCAAGCUGUGUCCUCUUUUUGGGGAUCCAGAGUAUGGUCACCCUAAUUUGACUUAAUACGGACCAAGUAAAUGCUGUACAAAUAGUUUUUCGUUUGAUUACUUUUAGACUCUCAUCCAAGGUGGCAUACAUCUUUUUCUGUUAUCAAAGACUCAAUAAAAUUUUGAGUCAACAUUGAAAACCUAUAGUCUACUUUUUUUAAAUCAAAGAGAGGCAUUAAUAAGGGAAUCAAAGUUUGAAUUGAUAAGCGAAUCGAUAAUGGCAUGGAUAUCGAUAAAAUCAUAUAAAUUCCCAUCCCUAGAUACACUAGUUAGGGACAAAACUAUGAUUGCCUUGAUGUAGUGAUCUGAAAUAUGAAAAAUGGCUCAUCUUACCCCACUCUCCCCUACUGUAUGAUCUUGAUUUGAGUCUGGGCCCCUUGUUUUGACGGCAGUGAAAUAAAGGAGGGGCUUGGUGUCCCCACGGCUCAUUGUUUUUGAUACUUGGUGCCAGCCCAAUCAGCUGUUGGCCAGAACAGGAAGAAGAGGGUUGGGUGCGCAGUGACAGGAGCAGGGAGGGCUUCUUGUCACAUGCUGGUGGGACCACAGCAGAAGACCCCUUUCAUUAGGGAUUAAUCCUUCCUUGUCUGUUUUUGUAGUCUGUAAUCUUUCUUUUCCCUCCUCACUCUAGUGUUAGAGAACGAGCUGCAGGCCAGAAUCGAUCAGAUCUUCAAUCACCUAGAACGUCUUGAGAUCCUGGCCAACAAAGAACUGCCAAACCGCCGCCAGAAAGCCAAACUGUGAGUAUGGAGUGAUUAAACUGAAGGUGAUAAGACACCCUCAAAGCUGCAGAGGUGCGCAAAAUCAUAUUUAGUUGAGGAAGGGUGUAGAAGAGGACAUAGUACUGUGAAAACAUUUCCUUUAGAAGUCCCACCAUCACAAAAACUCUUAACUGGAGAAACAGCACACUCCAGGUACAGAUAUAUUGUCUAAAACAGCCAGUCACAGUGUAUUAAAUCAUCCUUUGUAUUCCCUUAGACGAGUGGACCAGCUCAAAUAUGACGUCCAACACAUUCGCACAGCCUUACACAACUUCCAGCAGCGACGCUACGCCAGGGAAGCCCAGGAGAGAGAGAGAGAAGAGCUCAUGAGCAGGACCUUCACCACCAAUGUAAGUCUAGUGUAACAUAGUUAUAUUUACAGUGUAACCAACAAAAUGGCCUAAUAAUGAAUUCAAAUAAAUGAUUGUUCUUUUUCAAAAGGAUGCAGAUACCUCCAUCCCCAUAGACGAGACCCUAAGGUUUAACGCCGGCCUGCAAAAUGCACAUUCGCAAGUUGACGACAUCCUGGGCAGUGGAAGGAGCAUCCUGGAUGGUCUCAAAGAUCAGAGAUCAUGGCUGAAGGUGUGCAUGGAAUUGAUUUUAAUAAUAUAUUAGUGGUACGUUCAGUUAUCUGAGAUUUUGAUUGGUUUAUUGUUUUGAAGACAGCCAGCACAGUCCUUAAAUGGUGAUGUUCCAUGACACAUUUUUAAAGUGUCCACAAUAGUCUCAUUGUCAGUGCCUAGUGCACAGCUGGAGGGCUAGUCUGUGUUUCCAGGGUGGAGAAGGUCUUCCUGGUUUUGCUGCAGGCCUCCUCUUAUCAGGGUGUGUCUGUUGCCCGGUUGUCUCGCCGUGAGACAAGUCUGACGGAGUGGCGCGUCAGAAUGGGUGUUGGCACUCCGGAAAUCAGAUAAAUUACUGUUGAUAAUUACGUCGUGAUGAGACAGCUGCAUUUCCCUGAAGCACUAUUUAUGGUUGUUGUGGUCUAAUUCAAAGCUGUGUGUGUUUCAACUGUUCACAGGACGUCCAUAAGAAGAUGCUGAAUGUGGCCAACAUGUUAGGGCUGUCCAACACCGUGAUGAGGCUGAUAGAGAGGCGAGCCACUGAGGAUAAAUUCAUCAUGAUUGGGGGCAUGCUGUUGACCUGCAUCUUCAUGUUCUUAGUGAUCAGAUACCUGGGUUGACCUCCAUCCACUGAAUCCCCAAAGACACUUAAUGAUCAGCCGUGGACAUUUCUUCAUCCCUCAUGAUAUGAAACAAUGGCAGAACGGAUUUCAACAUUUGAUUGAGGAAAUCUUUUGACAAGCUGUGCCAUGACCACUUGCUCUCAACUACUUUUGUUUAUCAUUUUAGGCACCAAAAAAUGGUAUGGUUGAAGACCCGGAUUUAAUACAGUAUUUUGUUUUUCUUUCAAAUAAGUUUGCUGCUCCCCUCAGAUUACUGUUGCACACCUGAGGCCUGAUCUGUUUAUCUAAACCACAUUGAAUCUAUCAAGAACUCCAGAAGCCUGAAUGGCUUUUAAUGUUUCAUCAAAGUGAUCUCUUCAAUGAACUGACUCUAACCUCUACUAAAUUCCUUUUACUGAAUCUGUUAGUAAUGCUCUGUGUAAUUCCAUCUCAUAAAGCACAGAAUCACAUCCCUCAAUGUUUCUAUGUCGCAGUUGGAGAUGACCUGUUUUGAAACGUCUUUCUGAGAUGAUAAACUGAGUGGAUGUGAAAAUCUCAAGAAAACAGAUGCAUUGAUUCUGAAACUGUUAGCUUCUCUUGAACUUAUGCUCCUGUGUAGUCUCACUAUGUGAGUGAUUGUUCUCAACAUAAUUAAACAUGUUUCAUUUCCUUAGUA